Molecule: messenger RNA, 1768 nt
Organism: Callorhinus ursinus (northern fur seal)
Lineage: Eukaryota; Metazoa; Chordata; Mammalia; Carnivora; Otariidae
Product: ribosome production factor 1-like
Biological process (GO): maturation of LSU-rRNA; maturation of 5.8S rRNA
Cellular component (GO): preribosome, large subunit precursor; nucleolus
Molecular function (GO): rRNA primary transcript binding
Source: RefSeq, a predicted model, not a curated record
AUGGCCGACGCUUACCCCAGACGCCGCAUCAGGUUUUUACGGCUCUCAGCUCCGCCCUUGGCCCCGCCCCUCACCCCCCAGCCAAUCCGAGAACCCCAGCAACCCCCACGUCCAAUGCGGAGCCUCCCGGCCCGAGCCCCGCCCCGCCGCCUCCACCUGCAGCAGCGGCGUGUGGACGCGUUCCGCGGCUGGGUGCUGGAAGGGACAGCGGCCCGGGUGCCUGUCCCGGGGCCAAGCGUGUACCUGGCCAGGGCCCGCUCCCGAGAUCGCCCUAUCCGGAGGCGGCACCUUCUUCAUGGCCGAGACUUAGCCCAUUUCUCCCUUAGUCCUCUGCCUCCCGAGCCCACCAUCCUCUUCAACCCGGGCGGCCGAUUGCCGUUGCUGUGGGCUUUGGCUCCACCUAGUGGCGCAAUGUUUAACGUCCGAGGCCCAGGCAGGCUGGCGAAAGCGGCGGCAGGUAUGCGGGCGGAUACCUGGAUACACCGCAGUGACCUUGAACUAGCCUCGGUGGGGCAGUUCAGUGCGCAGAACACAGACGGCACGGAAGCUCACGAGAGUGAGAAGGGCCAAUGCCGGCUGACCCAGCGCCACGGCCUCUCCCUCGGAGGCUUUCAGAAGCUUAUCUGCUCUCCUCUUGAAGUUUGGCCCUCUCCUGGUCCUCGCCAGCCUCUACGCCUAGAAGCAAACACCGUGGUGAAGGCCGGGGAUAAGAGCGGCAGCUGAGGAAAGAAAGGCCUGGAACGGAAGGUGACCGCCGAAGAACCUCAGGAGGCUGCAGUCGCUGAGGAUGGAGCCACGGAAAGCAGAGUCCAACCCCCAAAAGCGGCCGCCUUUCCCCUGGGCUUCAGCAUUUUGGAAAUUAAGAAUAAACAACGGCGACACUUAAUGUCCAAGCGGUGGAAACAGCAGCAGCGUGAGAAAAAGUUGGCAAUUAAGAAAAAACUUAGGAGAGAGGCUCUUGGUGAUAAGGCUCCACCAAAGCCUAUUCCAAAGACCAUCGACAACCAGAGGGUAUAUGAUGAAACUGCAGUAGACCCUAAUGAUGAAGAGGUUGCUUAUGAUGAAGCUACAGAUGAGUUUGCUUCUUACUUCAACACUUCUCCUAAGAUUCUCAUCACAACAUCAGAUAGAGCUCCUGGCAGAACAGUACGACUCUGUGAACAGCUUCCACAGUUAACACCAAACUCACAUGUUUAUUACAGAAGAGGACUGGCUCUGAAAAAAAUUAUUCCACAGCGCAUUUCAAGAGAUUUCACAGAUCUGAUCAUUAUUAAUGAAGAUCGUAAAACACCAAGCGGAUUAAUUCUAAGUCACUUGCCCAAUGACCCAACUGCUCAUUUAAAAAUGACCAGUGUUUGUUUGUGUAAAGAAAUUAAGAGAAGAGGCAAGGACCCUAUAGAACACAUACCGGAAAUAAUUUUGAAUAACUUUACAACGAGACUGAGUCAUUCUGUUGGACGUAUGUUUGCAUCUCUCUUUCCCCAUAAUCCUCAGUUUAUUGGGAGGCAAAUUGCCACAUUCCACGAUCAACGGGACUACAUCUUCCUCAGAUUUCAUAGGUAUAUAUUCAAGAGUGAAAAGAAAGUGGGAAUUCAGGAACUUGGACCACGUUUUACCUUAAAAUUAAGAUCUCUUCAGAAAGGAAACUUUGAUUCUAAAUAUGGAGAAUAUGAAUGGGUCUAUAAGCCCCGGGAAAUGGACACAAGUAGAAGAAAAUUCCAUUUAUAAAAUACUGAAGGAAUAGUAUUGAAUUGUGCUAAACAGUCCU